AUGCCCCCAAGUCCCAGUCCCACUCGUCGUCGGGACCCGAAAUCUCGGACGCUUUACCUCCAACUCCACUGGGAGGGCCAAGUGGAUAUGCAGAAAUUGCUGGACAUGUUUCCUAGUGUCCAGCCCAACAGGGGCGCUGAGGCCGACAUGAACGUGGAGGCGAUGGACUUUUCGUCGGCUCUCGACGUAGAGCUUGGCGGCUGGGACCUGGACGCCUCGCUGGAUACACGGCUGGCUCAAGAAGUCGGCGUGUUCUAG
Molecule: messenger RNA, 258 nt
Organism: Fibroporia radiculosa
Lineage: Eukaryota; Fungi; Basidiomycota; Agaricomycetes; Polyporales; Fibroporiaceae
Exons: 2
Coding region: 1-258 (85 amino acids)
Source: RefSeq, a predicted model, not a curated record